AUGUCUUUCCCUACCAAAGGAGAUGUUCUCUCUGUGCCCGCCUACACCGCAGAGGCUGAGCAGAACGCUGUAGAGAUCUCAUGGUCCCAGCAAUUCCGCACGCGCACCGCUCGUUACUACAUCGUCAACGCCCAGAACCAAUCCAAGGGCAAUGCGAAUGUUUUGAUGUACAUUCAAGAACGUUACUACAAGGAUCCCAACAGCAAUGAAUACAUUGGAAAGCUUCCUGGCGCUCGACAGGAGGGCAACUCUUGGAUCGUGAGCAUCAGCGAUCGCUUCCAGUAUGGUGAGAAGAACAGGAAUGGAGAUGGCCGCUGGGUUGCUCUCCACGACAAGGACAACAAGCCCUACCAGCACCGGUUUAUGAUUGUCACUAUUCAAGCCCAGCUCUCAGAGCAAGCGAAGAACUUGGCUAGAUCUUUUGGUGCUGGGGAGAUUGCUGAGCAGGUCCAGAAGCUUGGUGGCUCCUACAUGGGUGACUACCUUCGCACCUUCUAA
Molecule: messenger RNA, 498 nt
Organism: Fusarium mangiferae
Lineage: Eukaryota; Fungi; Ascomycota; Sordariomycetes; Hypocreales; Nectriaceae
Exons: 3
Coding region: 1-498 (165 amino acids)
Source: RefSeq, a predicted model, not a curated record